This is a messenger RNA of Cryptomeria japonica (Japanese cedar), 1203 nucleotides long. RefSeq lists its product as uncharacterized. The coding region runs from base 1 to 1203 and encodes 400 amino acids. The record is from RefSeq and is a predicted model, not a curated record. NCBI's taxonomy places the organism in Eukaryota, Viridiplantae, Streptophyta, Pinopsida, Cupressales, Cupressaceae. The transcript is spliced from 2 exons.
AUGAUAGAAAGGGACAUCGGAGCACAAGAAACAUGUCACAUGCUAUUAGAACUUCCAUUGGUAGAAAGCAAUAGAAAAUCUGUUAACCUAAAUGUCUCACAUGAAGUGUUCAAACCGGUGACUAUAACUGAUGAAGAAAGCAAUAAAGAACAAGCAAAUUCUUUUAUAGCCGGAUACAGAACAAGGCCAUUUUGUAUGGAAGGUGUAUCCUUGAUUGAUGCAGCUAGAUCAUGGAUAUAUAAUCCUAAAAGAAGAAGAGACAACAAAUGGGAGCCCAGACAAAGAGCAGCAAUUGUGAGAGGUAUAUCUAUUAUUUUGGUAGGAGAUUUGGGUCAAUUGCCUCCAGUCAAUGAUAGACCAGCAUAUGAUAGCAACAGACGAGAAAAGUUACUAUGGGGGGAAUUCAAGACUGUAGUAACUUUAGAUAAGAUAUUUAGACAAAAUGGGGAAAAUUUCGAACAACGGAGAUUUUGUCAGUUGCUGACGAAUCUACGAGAUGCAAACCCACAAAUAGAAGAUUGGAAAUUGUUGAUGACAAGGAUCCCUGCAAACAUGGAUGCUGCAAAUAAUGUUGACUUCGAUAAUACGGUCCAUUUGUUCUCUACAAAUGACAACGUUCAUAACCAUAAUAAGAAAAUGUUACAUUUGUUGAAGCAACCUAUUGCACGUAGUGUUGCCACAAAAGCGGGGAGUGUUAAUAUAGUAGAAGAUUGUUCAAGUGGUGAACUUGAACUAGAAUUAUUGAUCAGCAAGAAUUCAAGGGUCAUGCUCACUUCAAAUCUUUGGAUUCAAGUUGGUCUUGUAAAUGGAGCACUGGGAUAUAUUCAAAAGAUUGUCUACAAACCAAGAAGUGCUCCACUUGAACCGCCCACUUAUGUGAUGGUUGAGUUUGAUAACUAUUCUGGAUUACCUUUUGAAGAUCAUCAUCCGAGUACAAUUCCAGUAACACCUAUUCAGAAAGGCAGAACGCUUCAACUACCAUUGAGAUUGGCAUGGGCAUUAACCAUACAUAAAUCUCAAGGAUUAACUCUUCCAAAGGAAACAAUUGAUACAGGACCUAGAGAAAGAACAUGGUUGACAUUUGUGGCAAUUUCUUGUGUGAAAUCUUUAGAGAGUCUAAGAAUAAUGCCCCCAUUCACAUAUGACCGUUACGAGAAAAUGAAAAAUGGUAGACAACUUGCUAAGUGCAAAGUUGAAGAAUAA